Messenger RNA from Meira miltonrushii, 1158 nucleotides. RefSeq lists its product as uncharacterized. Lineage: Eukaryota; Fungi; Basidiomycota; Exobasidiomycetes; Exobasidiales; Brachybasidiaceae. The record is from RefSeq and is a predicted model, not a curated record. The coding region runs from base 1 to 1158 and encodes 385 amino acids. The transcript is spliced from 4 exons.
AUGGCAGAUUCCAAUGCAUAUCCCGCUUGGAUCGAUGCUAAAACUGAAAUCACAGACGCACAUCCGAUCCCAUUUGUGAAAUUCAAGCUUGCAAUACCAUUUCCCAAUUUCAAGUCAAGGGAUCGUUUGUGGAUCACAGAUGACAAUUUCCUCAUCACGUACAUUUGCGAUCCUGGCGAUAUUGCACAAAACGCAAGAAAAGCACGAAAUAUCAAAGUAAGGUUUGCACUAAGCAAAAUUGUUGACGUUGCAAUGACACAAAGAGAGGGUAUUUUCAUCAUCACAAUCGAAUGCAGUACGGAGAUCAUUGUCGCAAAACGUCAAAAGCUAGGCAAAAUACUGUUUUUCUUUUUCAGAGAUGCUGAUAAAGCAGUGGAGCUCAAAAAUAUCAUUCGCUCAAAUAGUGAAAAUAUUCGAUUAUCUAGCUCCCCAACAUCAUCAGAUGAUGGUGCAGGUACGGCAGACCCGAGAUCAUCCCAACUUGCAACUCGAAAUGGCAAUAAUGGUAGCAUUCAUCCGGGCGCAAAUGGUUCUCAUCCCGGCGCAAAUGGCUCAACCUCUAGAUCGGUCACGUUUACCCAAGGUGCCCCUCAAAUCAUUGCAGAAGAGAGCGACAAAGGCGAUGAUGAUGAUGAUCAUGAUGACGACCAGACGCUGGUUUUGCCAUUUGGCACGCAAAUACCGCGAAGAAGAGCUUCAAGUCUUCCUACAACUACUCAACCUAAAGUCCCAACAAUUUUGCAAGAGAAUACAAAUUUGUUCCCUCAGCCUGAUCACGAGGAUGACGUUCAGGAUUUGCUGCAAUAUGAAGAGGUAAGGGACUUGCAAGCAACCGUUGAAGCACUCGCAAUUCAAGCAGGCAAGAAAUGGGUCAAGGAUCAAAAGCGAGUUCACGAGAAGCAAAAAAUGUUGCACAAGAUUUUCUGGCAAAAAGUCGAAGAAGGAAAAAGGGCUAGAGAAAAAGAAUUGCAUACAAUCGGCAAAGCUUUCGUUGACAAAGUUCCUUCAGCUGUGCGAAAAUCAAAGUCAUUCCAUCAAACUCUUCAAAAUGGCUUUACAACUUUUCCAAAUAUCACUCGAUCAAUCACCCACGCGAUUGAAGCGAUGGAAAAGGAAAGUAUGUCACUUGCUACUCUCAAGCCAAAUUUCGAUGAUUGA